Crotalus tigris (Tiger rattlesnake) is the source of this 4189-nucleotide messenger RNA. RefSeq names its product glycine N-acyltransferase-like protein 3. The transcript has 6 exons. The coding region runs from base 2904 to 3740 and encodes 278 amino acids. Gene Ontology annotation, molecular function: glycine N-acyltransferase activity. Lineage: Eukaryota; Metazoa; Chordata; Lepidosauria; Squamata; Viperidae. Gene Ontology annotation, cellular component: mitochondrion. The record is from RefSeq and is a predicted model, not a curated record.
AAGAAAGAGAGAGGUCUUUCAGGCAUUAAAUUCAAAAAUCACUGAAAGUUUACGUCCAUAAUUAACUUUAUUAAAAAUGAUUAUUCAGAGCUAGUUUGGUGUAGCGGUUAAGGCACCAGGCUAGAAAUUGAGGGACUAUAAUUUGUAGUUUCGUCUCAGGGGCAAAGCCAGCUGAGUGAUCUUGGGCCAGUCACUUUCUCUUAGCCCAAGAGUGGUUUGAUAUUGCUACUUCCAAAAAUGUUGCCCUGUUGGCCAAACCAUAGAUUGGCCCAACUAAAUGAGAAUUUGUUUUUUCCCUGGUGUGAAGUAGCUAAUUAUCACACAAGGCCUGACUUCGUUUAUUGUGUACAGGGCAAAAAGGUGUGCUCUUGGACUAUACCACAAAUCAAAAACCCUCAAUAUCCAAAUUAGCACAGUUUUUAUACACUUUUGGAAAACAAGGGCACAUGAUCAAGCAAUAGGCAACAAGUGACAAAAAGUAUUCAUUCCCCUGGUAGAGAGUGACUUUCCCAUAGACUGGGUUCAUUGCUAAAAUUUUGCAGCUCUGUCCCUCCUGUCCCUAACUGAUAAGGUGAGUAAUUAAAUGUGCAAAACGUUUUAGCUAAUUUAUCUACAACAGGAAAGGGGAAGUUAACCCUGAAUAAGCUGUUGGCCUGCUUCCAGCUCUUUGAUAAGGAUAUCACUAGCUUUCCAGAAAUUUUAGGAUAGGAAGCCCAAGAAUGAGAGGCCCUCAAAAGUAAAACAUCUAGAGCAAAAUGAAGGUUUUUCAACAAAAUGGGGUUUCUCUGGCUAAAACUAGCUGUACCAAUUCUAUAUCCCUGCAGGAUCUAUAGCCCAGGCUCAAAGGCACAAAUCUGAGUCUGAUACUCUCAUGCCAUGUGCCUUCAGGGCAACAAUACAGAAAUGGUUUGCUGUUGCCCUUUUCCUAGUCUUUGGCCAUAAUAUUUCCUGGAGUUUUCUGACCAGAUCCAAUUGUGCUUAGUUUUAGAGUUCAGAGGUGUUGCCACUACUAGGUCAUCUCAAAAUGUGCUGGGUGAGGUAAUGUGAUGUCCUUGCCUAAUAUACAGCGUAUGCAGUGGUAGGAUUCAGCCAAUUCACACCACUUUGGCAGAACUGGUAGCUAAUUGUUUGUUGUCCAGGCCCAGAAUGGACUUCCGGAAGCGGCAUUCAUACAGAGAACCUAUUGUUCACAUAUUUGAAUCCCAUCACUGAGCGUAUAUGAAAAUUAUUAAAAAUUAUCCAUCCAUAUCACACUUCCUUCUUUUGAAUGACUUUCUGACUCUUCUGCCUUAAAACUAUCUUAGACUUUUAGCUAGGAAAAUGAUGAUAUGCCCCCAAGUACUGAACUGCUUUUCAGUUGAGGUCUUUUUUUGUUCCUCCUAAAAUGCAAGGCAUUUGGCAUUCCUCGUGGGUAAGAUUUGCUACAUCCUGAUGUUGCAGCUUCAUUUUCUGAGAGUUAUCUAUCACUAAAUAAAUCUAUUAUAUUUGGCUUUUCCUUGACUUCUAGUAUAAAAACUAAAUUCAGUUUUGCUUUGUAAAUAUGAAAAGUGAAAUUUAUUUUCUGUUCUCCAUAAAGCAAUGCGGCAAAAAUAUGCCUAAGGAUGAAGAUGGAUUUGAGCAAAUGCCUGGAUUUUUAUAAAAAUGUGCAAUCUACAAUUGUUUACUACUUCAUCUUGGCAGUGAUAGGUUCUUGCUGCCUUGAAACCAUUAUGGUGGAACAUAAUUGAUAUGUCCAAUAUUUUUUUUUGCUCUUCUGCAGUCAUUCUGCUUCUUUAUUUAAUUAAGCAACUAUCUCUGAAAGGAUGGCCUAAUGGGUCACACGUUGUCUAUGGCAAGAUCCUCCUUAUUAGAGCUUUCCACAUGAAUUAGAUUUCUACCAGAAUCUAUUUUUCAUAUUCCCUAUUCCCCAUUAUCUCAAAGCAGGUCAUUCUCUAGAAAGGCAUUAAAAAUUCAAGAUUGUGCUUAUUCCAAUGGAACAGAACAGAUUAAAUAAAAUCUGAUGUCCAGGAGAACAUUCAUUGAGCGAAGUAUUGCAUGGAACUUCGUUGUCAGGGUGUGCUUCACUUGGCUACUUCAGAAGUUGCUCCCUGUUUUCUUUGCAUGUGUGUGCACACAGUACGCAAAUACACUACCAAGGCUGGCAGGGAGCAGCUUUGACAGGUAAGCUUGAAAGAAAUAAGCUUUUAUAUUAAAAAUGGAAUGCUUUGGGCCUCCUGCUUGUUCCAAAGCACGUCUUUCUAAGGAUUUGCACAACCCUAAAAUGUAUCCAAAUAAAUGCAUAUCUAGAAAAUAAAAAUCAGCUAAAUACAAUUAAUUACUCACUUCACACAAUAGCUAUUGGAACAUCCUCUGUGACAACCAGUAAAAACAAUCUUCUUUUUACCUAACCUGCAUGUCCCUCUGUUGACCUUUAAUGGAUGACCCUGGGUUUUAAAAUUACUUGUCCUUUUUCUUAUUUUUAUUGAAGAAUCAUUGUAGCUGUUUCUCAUAUGAAUGUUAAGACAUGCAUACUUCUGGAAACUUGAACACAAAGUAUUUUGCUUAUAUUUUCUGUUCCAGCUUAAGCACAUCUGCUACCCUGGUCUGUUUGUGUGACCUGAACUUGUAACCUGAGAAGCUUCUGCUACUUACAAUGCCAUCAUCAUCCCACUUAUGAAGAAACCUGUCCUGGGGUUCAGAGAGUUGGCCAAUUAUUACUGAGCAACCUUUAACAACUCUUCAUCAGAAACCUCUACAUCCAUACAGUAUUUGUUAAUAGUUAAUCUGCUGUAGUAUAAAUCUGAUCUCGACAGCAAAGCAAGUAUUAAAAAGACCAGACUGGACAGAAGACUGAAAUAGGAAGAGAGAAAUUGUGGAACUGCCCUGACAAAAACCUGGCUUGCUAAGCUUCAAUCCCCAAAACUAUGUUGGUCCUUUCCUGUCCUUACAAACUGCGCUUGUUGGAGGGAAUGCUGAGGAAGAGUCUCCCUCAGACACUUGUGGUCCAUGGAGCAGUCAUGAACAUAAAUCGGGGGAAUCCAAUUGGUCACGAGGUGAUUGUGGAUUCCUGGCCAGAGUUCAAAGUUGUCCUCACCAGACCAGGCAAAGAGAUUGCCACAGAUCCCUCAGAUCAAUAUGCCAAUGCGUAUGCAGCAUUUUAUCAGGAUCUGGAUGCGUAUCGGAGGCUUGUAAAGGAUACAGAUGCUGUGAACUGGGCCCACACCUUCCAUCUCUUUGGGACUCAAGAAGGGAUCCCCGAAGCUACUCAGGAUGCAGCAGCUGCUAAACAAAAAGAGUUAUCUGUAGUUCCUCACUUCCUCUAUGAACUUUCUGAUCCAAAUAAAUUGCACACUGGUAGGCUUGAGCCCGGCUUCAGACUUUCCUCCUUGAAUAGUUCCAAUGUUGAUCUAGUGAAUGAAAACUGGGCCUAUGGGGGCAAUGAACAAAGCCGCAGGUAUCUGGCCAAAAUGAUACAGCAUUUCCCCAGUACUGGCAUUCUGAACCAGGAGGGUCACCUUGUCAGCUGGUCGAUGAUGAAUCUUUUUGGCACACAAACAAAUGGGUACACCCUCCCAUCAUUCCGUGGAAAGGGAUAUUUUACUAUAACAGCUAAGGCGCUUUCUAUGCAGGCCUAUAAUGCUGGUUAUCCUAUAUAUGGUUUUGUUGUAUUAGAUAAUAACAAUAUGCAGACUGUGAUGGAAAAGGGAGGAUAUCAGAAAUUAUCUGAGCUGAGCUACCUGUGCUUUCAUUACACCAGUUAGCAGAACAGAGUGAGGAGAGAGGCUAUUUUCCUUGGUUUAACCAGAUUUUUGUCACCUGCUCCCUGAACUCUGAGAGAUACUUACAUGCUAUUUGUAACUAUUGGACAUCUCCCAGAUCCCCGGGGAGGAUCAGGCUUAUGAAGAAUAUUUCUCUGAAAUUUCUUUGAUUGUCUUCAGCCAAUGUUGGUUUGGUGGCCAGGCCUAUUCUUUAAUGUCUCAUUCGUUGAUUUAAGAUAAUAUUUAGGAUUUGAAUUCUAUCUCAUUCCCAAGUUCUCUAUAGGCUUCCUAUAGCUGUUGGAGGCCCUUUGGGAAGGUAUCAACUGCUGGCCAGAUUCAGUUCUUUUCCUGUUUGUACUCCUGAGCAGGUAGUCAAUACCUUGGUGUGCUAUAUUGGUUAUAAUAUUCUGCACGAAGAGGCGCAAACUAAAAUAAAAUUCUUACAAAAAAAA